UUGUAUUUGAAUUUUUUGAAUCCUAGAUUCUUAAUAGCCUCAUACCGAUUCGAAUAGCAAACGAGUAUAUAUUACGGAGUAUUUGAUUGGUUUACCCCAUUUUUCGUAACUAUGUCACCCCUAUUUAUCGUCUUCUACAAGAAAUUAAAGUCAUACCACGCAGACUUCACCGAAAGUAAGAUACAAGUAUAAGGUUUUGAUUUUGAUUAGUUUUUUUAAUCUGGUAGCGAAAAAAUGUGGAUAUUUGGAAGGAGAGGGCUAUCUGGUUUCUCAGGUUCAUCAACGGCUGAGGAAGUUACUCAAGGAAUAGAUGGAACCGGCCUUACUGCCAUUGUUACAGGAGCCUCAAGUGGUAUUGGUGUAGAGACUGCCCGUGUCCUUGCCUUGCGUGGUGUACAUGUAAUUAUUGCAGUUCGCAAUGUGGAAAGCGGUAAAGAAGUACAACGAAGUAUAGCUAAACAGAUUCCUAAUGCCAAAGUUGAUGUCAAGGAAUUGGAUCUUAGCUCCAUGGAAUCUGUUAGAAAGUUUUGUUCAGAAUAUGACUCCUCUGGUCUACCCUUGAACCUCCUCAUUAACAACGCAGGGAUUAUGGCUCUGCCAUUCACGCUCUCUCGAGACAACGUUGAAUUGCAAUUUGCAACUAAUCAUGUUGGCCACUUUCUUUUGACAAAUCUUUUAUUGGAAAAGAUGAAACAUACAGCUCGUGAGAGCCAGAAAGAAGGGAGGAUAGUCAUUGUUUCUUCAGAGGCACAUCGAUAUCCAUACAAGGAAGGAAUUCGGUUUGAUAAAAUUAAUGAAAAGGAAAGUUACAGUCCUUGGUAUGCUUAUGGACAAUCAAAGCUUGCAAAUGUAUUGCAUGCUAAUGAACUUGACAGGCACCUUAAGGAAGAAAGGGUGGACAUUACUGCUAAUUCGCUUCAUCCAGGAGCAAUCACCACAAACCUUUUUCGUCAUCUCAGUUUCAUCCAUGGUGCUGUCAAUUCCAUAGGCAAAUACUUGCUCAAAAAUAUUCCACAGGGAGCAGCGACUACGUGCUAUGUGGCAUUACACCCGCAAGUCAAGGGAGUAAGCGGUGAGUACUUCUCAGACAGUAACAUAGCCAAACAGAGCUCUCACGCUAAGGACCCUGGUUUGGCCAAGAAGCUAUGGGCGUUCAGUUUGAAUUUGAUAAGCUCCUAAUAAUGAUGGGUUGAGCUUUUGAGUUGAACAAAAUGAACUCAAUAAUGGUUCAGUAUAUGGAAUUGCAGAGUUCAAAAGGUGGUUCACUUUUUAUAUGUUUUAUUAUAUUUCCAUUAAGAAUGACAUUUACAAUUUGAGCACUACUCUGUAAAUCACUUAUUUGGUUGGAUAGUGUCAAGGGCUGUACUCGGGAGCAAAGUAAGUUGUGGUGGGUCGGUAACAAAGAUUUUACCAUAAAAAGUUUUAGGGUAAUUCUAUAUACACUCCCCCUUUUAUUAAAUACACACACCCCGUUUCGGUAAUAGUAUCUUUUCUUCAUAAACCCAUUUAUGCCUCUGAUCCUAUAAGCCACCACCGUGUGCGCCACUACCAUGGGAAAAGAACGCAGAAACAACGCCAUCUCCAUGAUGAGGUUUGGUGUCACAUCCUGUGUUAAAUACGAACUCAUUCUUUAAAAACUAGACCAUGAAAUUCAAUCGAGAGGAUAAAGCUGUGAUCCGGAGAGAAAGAAUCUACGACGAGCUUCUCCCUGUGGUGUUGAUGCAACGGAUUGAGCUUCUGAAUUUGACGAUGACCAGUGUAGAAUCCUUCUAGAGUUGUUGCGAUUGGUCAUGGCAAUUGCUCCCGAUCGAUUGCCGGUGCAAAAAAGAUGAACAACUAUAUUUUUGAUUCUGCUAUUGUAAUAAGAAGGCCACAAAGGAACCAGAAUCCUGAAGAGGCGUAGACUGAUUUUCGGCCAGAGGAGGGAUCCGCUUUGUUGUCGUUUGAAAAUUGGAACGCCGUCUUCGCCAGAGAAGAUGACAAUGCCGCUGUUGAAGGUCGGUGGUCGGAGAAGAAGAUGAAAGGUGAUGCUGUCGGAGGUCAGCGUCAUCCAACAGUUGAUUCCGUCGGAGUUUAAGAUGUUGCCGCCGGCGGUCAGUGGUCAUAGGCUGAACUUGAGAUCGAUUUUGGAUGAAGUGUGGGCUGCAGCGGGCUAUGGUGGAGAUUCGGAGUCGUCGUCGUUGCUAUUGAUUUCUUCUGGAUUUGCUUUUCUCGUCACCAGAGAGUAGGCUUCCCUAGUCUUCUUAUGUGUAACACAGAUGAGGUGAUGAAAUGAUAGUUAUGUGUUGAAAGGGUAAUUCAGAGAUUUGAUUAUUUUUAAUUAUUCUUAUUUAAUUUGGUGGAUGUGUUUAGUAAAAAUGAGGCUGUGAAUAGAAAUACCCAAAGUUUUAUACUUAUAAAUUAAAGUACAAUCUUUUUUCAAAUUUGAGGUGG
Messenger RNA from Cuscuta europaea, 2433 nucleotides. The record is from the annotation of a GenBank genome assembly. Lineage: Eukaryota; Viridiplantae; Streptophyta; Magnoliopsida; Solanales; Convolvulaceae.